AAUUCCCGCUAAAUUUUAAGGUUCAUUCAUAAAUAUGUUUAAAUAUAAAAAUAAGUAUAUUGUGUAUGUUUACAUUAUCAGAAUCAUGAUUUUGUGCGUAGUAGGGUUGAAACUUCAGUAUCGCUUGACUCCAUCCUUACGCGUUUCUACUCGAUUAAGCCGUCGUUACACAUCGCCUAUCCAUAACCGAAAUUGAUAUCUGCGAUUCUGGUGUAUAACUUACACACCGCUUCAGUUGGCUGAGGACUUUCAGCAGAUUGAGUCAAUUUCUAGUCUAGUUUCCCAAGUAUGUACCAACCUUUCCGCUUGAAAGCUUAGAGCAAGGACUGUGAACAUGAUAGCUUACCAAUCGGAUGCAAGUAGCCUGUUUUAAUUCAUAUGAUCGAUUCUGUUCUGUCAAAUCUGAAUACCUUCACGCACCUUCAGAUGGUCGUCUUAGAUUCUAAUUUCUCUUGAUAACAUUGCUCAUGUAAGUGCCUGUUCAUUUCGCAUUAUAAAUGAAGUCGUGCUUCCGCUAUAGCUGCGUUGGAAGAAUCGAUGAUAAUGUGUCCUACGUCAUUCCGAAGCAACACUAUUUUCUUUCGAUCAUGGGACCUACUUCAGAAUUUAUUCUUAUUGAAAAAUAACUUCGUCGAAGGGAUGCAAACCUUGCUGCUUUAUUGGUCUUGUCUCGAGAUUACACUUGAUGCCGAGUUUUAGGAUUUCGAGACUGGUUUAUGGCUGUGGUUGUAGUCAAGGCAUGGACUACGCGAGUCACAUAGAUCCACUGGUAGCAGUAUGAAUGAUGUUAUUUGCAGCAAUCUGAAAUUAGUCUUUUCACGAUUAGUUGGAAAGUUGUUAGGGAGACCAUAUAAUUCUUUGUGCAACGCGACAUUACGCGGAGACAGCUUUAAAGAUCGUAAAAAUCAGAGAAAAGACCCCUGAUUGAAGCUCGCUUAACCUAUGGUUUAAGUGGAAUUGUUUCUAGUCUUCCGCUAAUUUAAGCACUCCUUCUCUUGAAGCCUACUGCCAAAGGCCGACAUGGUUCACAUCACUGAAAUGCGAGUUCUCCUUCCGAUGACAGUGAACGAAUUCAAGAGGGGUCAACGUUUUUCCAACUUCAAGACAAAUGAACUGAACACCUCGGAGGGUCAAGGAGGACAGCUUCUCUCAACGUUGCCGUAUGAGAACGAGAUAUGGGGCGAAGGAAUCUAUACACACAGCCUAUAUCGUCUUGGAGAUCGAUUGCCUGACUGGGUGACAAGGUUGGUACCUUCAAAUGCUUUGAUCAUUGAUGAGAAGACAUGGAUGGCAUUUCCUUAUGUGCGAACAACCAUUUCAAUUCCAUUCUUCAAUAAGCUGAAAAUAGAAAUGGUUAGCAUGCAUGCAAACGACAAUGGCUCCACGGAGAACAUUCACAAUCUUACAGAAGCUGAACUUGCCAUCCGCAAGGUCGAUAUGAUCGACAUUGCUUUUGAUGAUAUUCCAAACCGAGAUUACCGAGCAGAAUUGGAUCCUAAGCUUUAUGUUUCUAAGAAAACUGGGCGAGGACCUCUAAGGAAGGGAUGGCUUGGUAACACGGUACCGACGAUGUGUGCGUACAAAUUGGUGAAAGUGGAAGCCAAUUAUUGGGGUGUCCAGAGCCGGGCUGAGAAACUCAUGACCAAUGGAAUUCGUCAGAUCGUGCUCCUCACUCAUCGAAAUGCAUUCUGUUGGUUGGAUGAAUGGUUUGAUCUUACCUUUGAGGAGAUUUGUGCCCGGGAAUCUCUUGGGCGCGAGAGGUUAAAAGCUACUGUGAAACAACCUCCUGUUAUUGAUCCUAGGACAGGGCAGGAAGUAAUUCUUGAACCUGAAGGACCUUCUCAGGAUACUACUGAUGAUAGUGAUGAGACCAGUGACAUUGAAGCUGAAUAUUUUGAGGCUGAGAUGGAGUUGGGUAAUCUUAAUGCUGGACAGCUCGUGACGAAGCGAAUACCAGCAGGGAAUGACACAGUGAUUACCCAACCUUCAGAUGUUCCUGACAGAUGUGCAGUAUGUGCUACACGUGACAUCUCGGACUCUCCUCCAUCUUUAUUUUGCACUACUUGCCAGGAAUACUUCUGUCAGCGUUGUUUUACUGAGUUCCAUGUCACAACGCGACUGAAGGCACAUACCAUACAGCACCUUUUGAAUAGCUUCGUUUCGCUAGACUCCAGAAAAAUUGUACCAGUGGAUAAGGAGAAUGCAAAGAAAGACGCAGGUCUGCCUCCGGUGCGUGUAGUACUUCAGAAGUCUACAAGUGACAUGUCUCAAUUCAAACGUACUCUUAACAAUGGCCACAGCAUUGAUAGCCCCGCGAGGGAGUUGGGAGCACAGGAUCACACUUGGAUUAGUCGAGCAACAUCCAAGUUGCGGCGCAUCAAAAGCGGAUUUUCUGUCCUCAAUGAGAUCCAGUGUACUGAUGGCGUGUUACUUCAGGAUAACUCACAGCCAGAUGUACCACCUAUGAGGGCUGCUACUUCCAAUUCAGAUGCUAAUCAACUUAGUUACCGCCCAAAUGAAUUAUCUGAAGAGCUUGUGCGAACAGUUGCCUCACUUCAUCAACGUGCAGCUGAGUCAUGCUCACUCUCUGCGUUGGCACGCUCGACUUCGCAAGCGUUUGCCUCCUCCAAGCGAAACUUUGGUCGGCGACCUUCUCAAGACUUGACAGAUGGAGAUAUUAUGGUUGAUCAUAAAGGCGAGCGUCUAGCAAUUGAUCCAUAUGAUGUGAAAGAAGGCUGUACCGCUCGGGAUAUUGGGGUUUACGCGAACAGUUUGGAUGUUACUGUGCUUCCUACGGAGUCUCAGAUCAAAGCUUUCGUUGCUCUCUAUCAACGGUUGCAUGACCUUCUGGAACUCCUGAAGCUUGUAAAGCCAGAAAACAUGCAUCACAAGGAGCGCUUGUCGUUUUGGAUCAACAUUUAUAAUACACUUGUGCUUCAUGCAUUUCUGACAUAUGGAGCGCCAAAGAAUCAUUACAAGAGGGUCAGCCUUAUGGAUAAGGUGGCAUAUAUCGUUGGUGCACAUAAAUACAGCCCACCUAUGAUUGAACACUCAAUAUUGCGAUCUAAUUCGUAUCGACCUGCAUUAGCAAGUCUGUUUCCCAUUAUAAGAGUUAAGAAGCCUGAUGAGCACGUAGGACCAUCCCUUGACCGACCAGAGCCCCUUGUCAGUUUUGCGCUUUGCUGUGGAAGCAGAUCUAGUCCUGUGAUGCGUGUGUACACAGCCACGAACAUCGAUAUCGAAUUAGAAGAAGCGUGCCGAGACUUUUUAAUGGCGGCUGUUAGUGUGCACAAGAAGAAAACUGUUGUUCUACCAAAGCUCCUUCAUUUGUAUGUCCAGGACUUCUCGCAUGAUGCUGAGUCUUUAAUAGAGUGGAUCGCUGCUAAACUGCCGCACGAGAAGCGAUUGGCUUUUGACGAAUGCAAAAAGAAGCGAUCUUCGAAAGGAAUCAGGCAUCGUGUAUCUGUGCAGCCCUACGACUGGACUUUUCGUUAUCUUUAUGAUCCAAGUCUGUUGCGAAAUUGAGCAGCUUUCAUGACAUUGUAGAUACAGUCGCCACCCAAUUCAUCUGCACCUGCCUCCGCAUUUUAGUAAACUUUCCCGAAAUGGACACGAAUUAUCCAUUCAUUUAUCAAUAAGAAAUGCAAGGAAUUUUAGAAAGAGUAGAUAGAUUAGACCUGGUUAAUAGGUAACUUAAUGGUAGUUUGUAAAUAUUUGUGUGUUUCUCUCUAUCGCUGGAACUGAAGGUUAAACCUCCGCUCUGCAUAUACUCACAUAUUUGGUAAUUUUGGUGUAAGUACUUCUUGGUACUAGGUUUUAUUUGAUGUUUGAUCA
Messenger RNA from Physcomitrium patens, 3834 nucleotides. Lineage: Eukaryota; Viridiplantae; Streptophyta; Bryopsida; Funariales; Funariaceae. The record is from RefSeq and is a predicted model, not a curated record.